Messenger RNA from Corythoichthys intestinalis (scribbled pipefish), 4912 nucleotides. Its product is annotated as PDZ domain-containing protein 4-like. NCBI's taxonomy places the organism in Eukaryota, Metazoa, Chordata, Actinopteri, Syngnathiformes, Syngnathidae. The coding region runs from base 1185 to 3908 and encodes 907 amino acids. The record is from RefSeq and is a predicted model, not a curated record. The transcript is spliced from 18 exons. Gene Ontology annotation, molecular function: protein binding.
AGAUGCACUCCUCUUCCUCCUCGUCAUCAUCAGCAUUGUGAUUGAAAACGUCAAGAUCCUGAUAUGCGCCUGCUGGUCCCACACGCACAACAACAGCAUAUUGAUUACUGGAGUGAGCAAGGAACAGAAGGUUUUCACCGUGGAAGCUUUGCACAGGCAAGGAUCACCCUGCGUGGGAGUGCCCAUCGCCAGCUUUCCCUAAACAUCUGGAGGAGGCUAAGAAACGUCUGGAAAGGUGCAUUUCAAGACAACAAAUCAUUCUGUAGACAAUGUUGUUAAGGGUGAACAUUCAAGUGGAGGUUGGAGAAAUUAUUGGACUGUGAGGAUCGGGAGGGGAAGACGAAAGAAUGGUGGACACUUGAUUUCACUGGUUUAACACCAUCAUGGAAUCACACCAUUAAUGGACUUACAUGGACUUCAAUUCAUCAACGGAUUUCAAAUGAAAUCUACGUUCAUAGCAACCUCCCCGGAUUUAGGUUUAUUGUUUAAAUCGCUGCAAAUCUAGCACUAGGACCCGAUCAAGUAAAUCUAUUACCUGAAUUAUAUCAAUUUUGAACAGUGACCCCCAGUUUUCAAGGCCGUCCUUACAGAUGAGUCACUAAUAUUGUCGCUCGAAACAUACUAUUACCAGAUUUUAAAUCCAUCAAUUCAACCCCCACCAUCAGUGCAUUUAGACCAAUGACUGCAAUUAUAGGACCCUCAUUGGGUAUAUAAAAAUCACUGAAAUCCUACUCCCAUAUUGGUUUUAACUCAGGAUUUAGCUCUGCUUUCACCCUUUACAUUUCUCUUGAACCUUUGGACUGGAUGGAGGAGCUUUUAGUUUUUUUCCACCCAACGACGAGGUGACGCUGGUUCCAUUUCUCUUUUCCGGGAAACCCCUCAGGAAACAUCAUUAUGACAGACAAAGAAGGAAAAUAAAAGGCCAACAAGAAACACAAAAUGGAACACAUUAAAAAAGCAGCAAAAAACAAAGCACACAAUACUGCUUAGUAACUUUUUUUAAUCCCUUCUUCUAUUUAAUUUUUUUUGAAGAGGUCAUUCUUGAUGUUUAUUUUUAAGACAUUUCUACCCACAAGCAGAUAUUAGAGGCACGUCAUUAGGAUCUAUUCCAUUCUCAUACAAAAAAAUACAAAGAAAUGUUCAAGAUCAGAAGUGGAUCAAUGUGCUGGUGAAAGAAAGCCAUCAUGGGCUGCAACAUGUGUGUGGUCAGACGUCCUGAGGAGCGUUUCAAGGUUAUGUACCAGCAAAAGGGACGCAGUAACUCCCUGCAGCCAAUAGAACGACAUGCAAAUGAAAAGGGGAAAGGAAGGAGACGUUCUUAUCUACCACUGGACAAGCAGCUAAGGUCCCAGGAGCCUUUGCAGCAAUCCGAGUCCAACAUCAAGAGUCACAGAAGGAAAGGUGUGAUGGCAAGCGCUGGAAAUGGGACCAAAAGCACCUCCAUUUCCACUUUCGCUGGGGUUUCUCGUCUUCGUGAAAGCGUGGAUAGCGCCACGCAGACAGACGUCAGCUUCCGGCAGCUACCACCCACUCCCUCCCUGCCCCACUUGAUGGAGGCCUACCAGAUUGAGGACUUCAGUUGCAUGUUUGUUGAUAGCGAUGACUACUUGGAUGUAUCACGGCAUGACGUGGACCGGGCUGAAGAGCUAGAAUACGAGGAGGUGGCACUCUAUAAGUCCCAUCAGGAGGAGAAGCUUGGCCUGACAGUUUGCUACAUGACAGAUGAUGAGGAUCAGCAGGGCAUUUAUGUCGGAGAGGUAAAUCCAAACAGCCUUGCUGCCAAGAAUGGACGCAUCAGGGAGGGAGACCGAAUACUUCAGAUAAAUGGCGUAGACAUCGGCAGCAGAGAAGAAGCCGUAGCUAUGUUGAGCAGAGAGGACAGUGGAAACUUCUCGUUAUUACUGGCCCGGCCUGACAUGGAGGAAGACCAGUUUGCUGAUGGCAUCAGCACCGAGCACCUCUCGCCAUAUUUUCAACUCCAGCAUAGAGGAGGAGAACUGGAUGAUGGCGAGGAAGAUGAUGACGAAGAAGGAAACAGGGCGGAGCCCCCGGUCCCCCUGCCCCCUCUUCUCCAAUUGACUCCUCUACUGUCCAACAGCCAGGACCUGGACAGCGGGCUAGGCCGCACAGAUGACAGCACGCGUUAUGAUGAGUCGUCAGAGCAUGACCUGCUUGGUGGCACCAGCAGUGCAUGCAACACAGAUGUUACCAACACACCCAGAAGCGCCCGCAAGUUCUGCCUAGGACACAGUCCAAGGCUCAGUCCACGACCCAGUCCUGUGGUUGGCUCCAGCCCCAAGAUGUCCCCGAGUCCCGUUCAUCCCCGAGAAGACACCCCUCCUCAAUCUCCACACCAGCAAGAACUCCAACUCACCACCAACUCUUUCACUGCACUUGAUGGCACUGAGGAACAGUCAACACAAAAUCAUGUCCACCAGAAGCUCCAGCUCUACAAGAGUCCAGUGAACCUGAUAGCAACCAUGGCAGGACUAACGGAGGACGAAUGCCAGCGGUACCAAGAGCUCCUGGAGAUCAGGUACCAUUGUGAGACACGACCAAGGACCAGAGAUGGAGAGGUGGAGAACGAAAAAGAGAAGGUUCCACCAUCUGCGAUGGACUUGAACUGCAAUUUGAGCAUGAGUGAACGAGAGAUGGCUCUCAUUGAGGAGGAACUGCGACACUUGGAGUUCAAGUGGCGCAACAUCCUGCGUGCGCAGAAAAUGCAGCAGCUCAGGGAGAGAUAUCUAAAAGCGUGGAUGAUGGAAGAAGAGACUGCAGAACCAGGUGUGUGUGACAACAACGACAUCAGCAAUGACGAUCCCCACCGCAACGAGUUGGCAGCCAUCAAUGAACUUCCGGAGCAUUCCAACAACGGCAAAGACAGCACCAGCGCUUAUGGCAGCGGCGAGAGCUGCCGCAGCACACCGAUGGUCAGCACCGUGUGGAUUCCGCCUCUCCCUGAAGACGAGACACCUGCAUCUCCACCCCAUCACUGGGGGAGGCGCCACUCGAACCUCGGAUGUGGCAGUCAGAAUGGAGACUUGGUCAACACUUCGCCCUCCAAGUUCAGACUACUGUCCAGAGAGGUGGAGUCGCCAUCUAGAAGAGGCAUGGCCGAAGGCACACAUGGCACAAGGACAGGGCUGCAAGGAGGAAGUGCGGAAUCCAGCCCAUUCCUGGCGCAGCGUCGCCAAAGGCCAUUUGAGCGCUAUCAUAGCUGCAUGGCGUUGCCAUCCGACGGCAUGCUGGAGCCGCUGGAUCGGAGAUUGGCUGAGGAUAGAGCGACAGGCAGCGUGCCAGCCAGUCCCCGCAGCAUAAGUAGCGCUCCAUGCGGUCUGGAACACCAGCACACAGCCUCCCGCUUAAGACUGGCACUGCCAUUAGCCUUGGAACACUCGUCGGCGACUGCCACAGCUCAACGUAUGGAAUGGAAGGUGAAGAUCCGCAGUGAUGGCACUCGAUAUGUGGCAAAGCGGCCUGUCAGGGACCGCCUUCUCAAGGCAAGAGCCAUGCAGAUCCGAGAGGAGCGCGGUGGCACAACCACUGAUGAUGAUGCCGCUGCCAGCGAGAUGAAACUGGGUCGCUACUGGAGCAAAGAGGAGAGGAAGCAGCAGCUUCUGAGAGCAAGAGAAUAUAGACGAAGAAGAGAAUUCAUGAUGCAAAGCCGCUUGGACUACCUGAAGGGUGACAGCAGGGAUGCCUUAUCAUCAGCAAGUGGCAAUGUCGAGCUUAUGGCCCCUGGCCACAAUGACAGCAUCAAGUCCCUUAGCCAAAAGAAAAUAAGCAAAAAGAGAAACCGCCGCAUUCUUGACAACUGGAACACAAUUCAGGAACUGCUCGCUCAUGGCUCACACUCGCCGGAUGGAAAGAAAAUCUUUAACCCUCUCCUUUCUGUCACCACUGUAUGAAGAUCCACACUUGUAUCUUGUAUCCAUUGACCCUAACCCUGUCUCCCACUGACAGUGUGUAGGACACAGAAGUAGAGUAAAGACACUAGAAUAAGGGCUUCAUUAAAAGUAUAUUAUUGAUUUUUCUUUCAUGCAGUCCAUUUUCAGCUACAACCCCUGAACUUUCGUUCCAGCUGCAACACAUGUGGCUUCAACCAAGAUGCCAGAUAUUAUUUUUUUUGCAGAUUUUCUCAAUCCCACUAGUGUCAUUUUAGUCUUAGCUUCUCCCUGAUUUACCAAACUGAUUAUGCUUUCAAGAAUUUUUCAGUGAGAGCCAUGUUAAAGUGCUAACUCGUGUUUGUGAAAUCAAAUCUGCACACUCGAAGCAUUUGGAAAUGUAGUCGGUAUUGUUGCGAAUCCAGACCACUAUCUUCAUGCUUGAAUUUCAUGUGAAUUGGCAUAAAAAUGUAAAAAAAAAAAAAAAAAAAAAAUGGCAAAAUCAUUUUAUGUAAAUGACCUUUCACUUACAAAGCACUUUUCUACGGUACCUUCAAUGCAUUCAAAGCGCUUCGAUAUUGUCUUUUCAUUCACAAAGUGAUAUAACCCAUAACUUUUCAGUUUGGUGACGACUACUCUACCAGUGUGCUAUGCCCCACCAACCCAUCUUAUAGUACAGUAUCAAAUAACUUCUCAUUGAGCACUAAACAGUGUACUUACAUUAUGUUUCACUACAAAAAGAUCAUUUAUCACAGUUAGUGUGUAAAUUCUCUCUGCUCUAUGUGGGAUAAUGACACUGCUGCCACUUAGAGGCUAAGGCAAGCACAUCAGUACCUGUAGCAAUAUUUGUAGUACGUAUGUCAAAGUGCUGUUUAUUUGUCAAAAAUGUUUAAAUGUAAUGAAUGUGAUAUUGAUGCACUCAGUAGCUUAGACUUAACAAGGACGCUUAUGUUGAUGCUAGAAUUCUGCCGCUUUGAAUGUUUGCGCUUACUUAAAAAAAAAAAAAAAAAAAGCCAAAGAAAAAGAAA